AACUUUCAAAUGGGACCUCGCGAGGCAGUGACUUGGAGGAUUAUUACUCCGAGGAUCUAUAAUCCUGUUUCUAUCAUUUUCCCCCGCCUCUAAAAUGUCUAUCCAAUCCGCAGCUGCUUGAGAAGCUGUUCAUCAUCUCACCCAUUUUCUCAAUGGCUCCUCCCCUGUGUUUGACUUCUCUGACACCUCUUCGAACGACAACACAACCAGGCAUUGGUAUUGACAUGCAAAGUCCUGCAAUUCCAAAGCAUAUCCAAGCCAAUUAUGUGUUUCAAGGCAACCCUCUUGUUAAGACUUUCUCUCUCAUUGCGAAGGCGGCCAACAAUAACCGAAAUACAAAACCCAAUAGUGUGAUUUGUGGAGAUUGUGAUGGAAAUGGCGCUGUUCUCUGUUCUCAAUGCAAAGGCACUGGGGUGAACUCGGCUGAUCUUUUCAAUGGAAAGUUCAAAGCCGGCGAAUCGUGUUGGCUUUGCGGGGGCAAAAAGGAGAUGCUAUGUGGAAAUUGCAAUGGAGCUGGCUUUAUUGGUGGCUUCUUGAGCACUUACGAUCAAUAGAAAUCCACAGAUUGCCUCAGUAAAUGUCUUAUACCCUGUAUAUCACUUGCUUAAAAAAAAUUUUAAAAAAAAACAAAUAAGAUAUUUUGUAGCCAUAAGAAAGUUCGGUGUUUGGUGACUGCGCAGAUACUAAACCCAUCACCCGUAGGGGGUACAAAUAUUUUUACCAAUAUAUACAUUUCGAAGGAGGUGAUUCUCAGUUCCCUAUCAACCAUCAAUGUCUUAGGACAAGUAUUUGUUGGAUGAUUCUGCAUUUGACAAAAAUAAAUAGAGUAAUACAUGAAAGUUAGACUGA
This is a messenger RNA of Neltuma alba, 849 nucleotides long. RefSeq names its product protein SPA, chloroplastic. The transcript has 5 exons. Gene Ontology annotation, molecular function: protein folding chaperone. NCBI's taxonomy places the organism in Eukaryota, Viridiplantae, Streptophyta, Magnoliopsida, Fabales, Fabaceae. The coding region runs from base 153 to 554 and encodes 133 amino acids. The record is from RefSeq and is a predicted model, not a curated record. Gene Ontology annotation, cellular component: chloroplast stroma; protein folding chaperone complex.